GUUAGUGUUUCAAUACUGUCCCUUCUCUUUCCUGUGCCCACUUAGGUGGCCCUGGUGCCUGCUAUGGCGUCCUCUCUGAAGUCCUGGGGUACGCUUCUGCUCCUGCUGGGCCUGCAGUGCAGCCUGCUUGCACAGAGCACUUCCAGGAGGGCGUUCAUGGAAUACCAUCACCUGAAUCCAAACAGAGCAUUCAGUGCAUACAGAUGUGAUGAGCUCAUGACAGAUAAAGGUCUGAAACCCAAGAUCUCACACUUACUUGUUCAUAUGUCAUGGUACAGAGUUGAGCAUGUAUGCAUUAGUAACAACUUCAAAGAUCGUUACAAAAACUCCUAUGUUUGGGCUCAGAUGCCGAUUAAGGUCCUGCAGUGCCAUUGGGAUAAUUACAUAAGCAGAUACGUAGAGACAAGGAGCUACAACUAUGUUCUCUUUCACUGUGAUGCAGAUGGGCAUGUCGACAGAAUAGAGGACAUGAAGAUGCUGGAGCCCAUCUUUGACUAGAAAGUCUCGCCAGCUGGCCAGCUCUGGGCAAGCCGUUAGUAAUUCUCAAACGUCAACCCCCUGCUUACGAUGGCUACCAUUACUCCACUUCACAAUUGAAUGCCAGUGUUUCCCAACCAUGUUGAUGCUCGGUAUUAUGAUCAUGCUGAUGUUGAUCUCUGCCUAAAAUAACAUUCUUCCCUUGUCUACUUAACUUCUACUCACCUUUUUCAUGACUCGGCUCACACGGCUUCUGCUGCUGGGAAAACAUAUCUGAGAGAACCCACUCAAGGGAGGAGUGAUUCGCCUCCUCGUCUCGGGGCUUUCAGUCUGUGGUCUGUUGGCUCUGUUGUUCGUGGAGGAGAGUGAGGUAGAACAUCAUGAUGAGAGAAAUGUGGCCGAGCAGAGCUGCUCACUUCAUAAAGACUGGGAAGUAGAAAGAAGGAAGGGGAAGGGCAUGGGGACAAGAUGUGACAACUGUGGUUCCAGUGGCCUGCCCCCUCAACUGGGUCCUUGAACCAUGCAGCUAUGAAUUCAUCAUUGGAUUAACCCACUGCCAAAGCUAAUUACAGCCUUUGUGGCCCAGCCAGCAAGUAAGCCUUCAACAACAGAGCCUGUGGGAGGACAUUGGACACCUAAACCACACAGCAUCUUCUCUUGACUCAGUCAGGGUGUCCCCCCUCCCCAAGUCACCAUCUUUAUGACUAUCUAAACCCCAUGAUCCUCCCUUCUACAAAUAAAUUGUUAUUGCACUGUGUGUUGCACAUAUACA
Molecule: messenger RNA, 1249 nt
Organism: Peromyscus leucopus (white-footed mouse)
Lineage: Eukaryota; Metazoa; Chordata; Mammalia; Rodentia; Cricetidae
Gene: Eddm3b
Product: epididymal protein 3B
Exons: 1
Coding region: 64-498 (144 amino acids)
Source: RefSeq, a predicted model, not a curated record